Molecule: messenger RNA, 3159 nt
Organism: Zygosaccharomyces rouxii
Lineage: Eukaryota; Fungi; Ascomycota; Saccharomycetes; Saccharomycetales; Saccharomycetaceae
Gene: MSB1
Product: Msb1p
Exons: 1
Coding region: 1-3159 (1052 amino acids)
Cellular component (GO): cellular bud tip; cellular bud neck
Source: RefSeq, a predicted model, not a curated record
AUGAGUGUGCCUCAUUCAAAAAAUUUAAAAGGUUUAAACCUGAAUUUAGAAGAUGAUGAAUUUGAAUUUUUUCAUGAGUUUAAUCGUGAUAAAGUGAAGAGUGUAAUCCAUUUGAUUACUGUUGAAUUAAAGGAAAGAGCCACAGAUGUAGAAUUUUUGAUGAUACCAUUUAGGCCCCAACAGACAAAUGAAAAUCUUUUAAGGAUGCUGAAUGCCAUGUUCCCACAGGGCAAUGGACAACCUGUAACUGAUGCGAAAUUACAAAAAAUUGUUGCCCACACAGAGGUUCAUACAUUGUUUCAAGGAUUGAAAUAUAUUUGGUGUAGAUUAGAAGAUGGUGAAGUUGUUGGAUGGAGAUCAUAUUUGCAGUUUAAAUUGAGAGAAAAGAUCAAGAAUUAUCCCAAGAAGGCAUUUUUAGAAUUGAUGCCACAAUGUUUAGAUUCACCAAGCCACGCAUCGAUAGUUUACGAUUUUUUUGAUUUAAUCGUUACAAUCUCUGCAAAUUCAAGAGUGAAUAAAAUGAGCGCUAGGAAAAUCUCAAAAAUGUUUGCAAUUUGGGCAUUUGGUAAAGCAGUUCCAAAUCCUUCGUUAGCAGAUUACGAUUUUGAUGAUAAAAGAACGUUACCAAAUAAUUCGUUUCAAGAUGGGUUAGAUCAAUGGAUUCCUGCUACAGAUGCGAUGUUCCAUUUAUUAUUAGCAUUUUUGAAAAGUUUUGUUCCUGAAGAUUUAGAAACCGCUCAACUGCCGCGCACUUUAAAGAGUUUAUUAUUUAAUAACGAGUAUCCACCUGAAAAAUCCAAUGCAUACAGUUCAGAAACAAUUCUAACCAUUCCAUUGGUAACUCUAGAGACUGAUCAUUUUUCGAGAAAACCCUGGCAGUUAUUGGAAAGAUGUAAUGAACUGUUAGAUUUUUCUGAUUACGAUGCAUUCGAGGCAAGAGAGGAUUAUGCAUUAUUGAAGUCAUUGUUCAAAAAGAAAAAUAACGUAGAGGGAAUCAGUCGUAAGAUGUCACAGGAGUCUCGUAGAAUCAUGAAAGAAAUGUCAACAAGGCAUUCAACUUUUCAAUCAGGUUGGGCGCCAAGGAAAUGUGUACCCAAUUACGAAAAUUUUUCAGAAAAUAUUAGUGUGAAAAGAGUUGAUAUUGAUGACUAUUUCAUUUGGACUUGGUUAUCGUCAUUAUCCAGCGAACAAACUUCGGAGAGGAAGAAAACUUUUGGUAGGUCAUUAAUAUUAGAAUUUGAAUUUGAUGGAUUUAAGAAGUGGGUUCUUUUCCAAGAAAGUGAUGUUAUCAUUACACAUUAUAAGCGUGGUUCAAAUUCUUAUGGAAAAGAAGGUAGUCGUGUGGCGUCGAACGCUUCAAGCAAUAAUUCUACUAUUGAAAAACCAUUGUCCAAGCAACCAAGGACCCGUAAUGUAACUCCAACGUACGAGAAAUUUCAAAAGCAAGUUGUCCCCAAUUCCCCUGCAACUGAUCAAAAUGAAGUCACAACACCAGAAGGGUAUCACACGGUAAUUAGUAGAGAUGUACUAGAAAAGAAUAAAGAUAAGCAUAAUGUUAAUCUACAUUCAUUGGAACAAAAAAUUUCAUCAUUUUGGAAUCCCUUGCAUAAAGUUAAAAAGAAGAAUAAAUCACCAAGAAGUUCUUCGACUGAAAGCAAAGAAAUUACGAACACUGCUAAUGAUAGUGCGCAGGAACCUGUCGGCUCCAAGAAACCUGAAAAUUCACCAAUGCCAGAUGCCGUACCUGUAAUGGCUACCAAGGAAAAAAAUCCAACUCCAAAGAUUAUCAAGAAACCUAUAUCACCUCCGGAUUCCUAUGAAACAUUUAGGGAAUCACCACAUUUGCAGAAUGGUGAACAGACAACUUCAGAGGACACCAUGAAAGAAUUGAAGGGAAUCGUUGAAGAUAUGAUGGCUGAGGAUAAAAGUGGACUUGAAUCAAAUGAAACAGUUACUAAUUCGAACUCUGCAAAGGAAACUUUUGAAUCCUUGACUAAAUUUGACAAAUAUAAAUCUUCUCAGAUAUCAGAUGGUGAAAUUCAAUCUUUGACCUCAACAGUACCUUCACUAAGAAUACCGAGUGAUGAAGAUGAUGAUGGAGAUGAUGAUAUAGAUAGAGAUAGCCCCAAAAUUGGUUCCGUCGCCCAUAACGAUACUUCUGAAAGUUCCUCCUAUUACGAUACCCCCACAAGUGCACAUGCACCAGUUGAUUUUUACCGACAACGUCAAUUACCUGUAACCCCACAUACUAAGACCCCACGUAAUAGUGCUCAUGGUAACCGUUCUGUUCCAGAGCUACCGUUGCAUUCGCAGGUACAUGCAGCUCCGCAAUCUGGAGCCAGAGUACCUAAACACUCAUCUACUCCACAUGGGCAGAAAUUACCGCAAUAUCAAACCUCACCUAGUGAUCCUCUCCUAGUAGCAGGACCUAACAAUAACAAUGGUGGUAAUCAUGUUGGUCAUAAGCCAGGACAACCUCCGCCUUUGAAAGGAAUACCACGUGCAGGUUACAGUCAACCUCCAUUGCACCAAAUGGCUCCUAAUAUGCCCUCUUCACCCUCGCAGGUGAUGUUAAAUCCAUACAAACCUAGACCUCAAGCUGGUCCCGUAGGCCCUGGUGGUGGACAUGAAAAUUUUGCAGUUCCUCAAGGUGCGCCAUAUCCUGGUACACCUCCACAGGGUAAGAAAGGCUAUCCAAUCGUCCCACAAGUGGUUCCUCAGGCAGUUAAACACCCAGGUCCAGGUCCAGUUUCGCCACAAAUGCCGCCGCUAUCACCAGGAAUGCCAUCUUCACCACAAAUGAGGCAAGCUCCUAGAUCACCUCAUAUGCGUCAACAAAUGUCACCACAAAUGGGGUACGGCGGAUACCCACCAUAUUCCAGGAAUAGUUAUGGAAGACCACAAAGAGCCAUGCAACCAGGACAUAUGAAUCCCAUGCAGGGAGUGCCACCAAUGCAGGGAAUGCCACCAAUGCAGGGAAUGCCACCAAUGCAGGGAAUGCCACCAAUGCAAGGAAUGCCAGUUCCAAAGAGUCCAAGCAUGAUGGAACCAAUGCAGGGUGUACCAAAUUUCCAUGCUCAGGGUGGUAAAAAUUAUGAAAGACGUCAAGUGCAAAAGAAACUACACGAUAAUAUUAGAAGUGGUAAUUUUGGUAUAUAG